Messenger RNA from Macrobrachium nipponense, 1557 nucleotides. RefSeq names its product proteoglycan 4-like. The transcript is spliced from 3 exons. Bases 1 to 1557 code for a protein of 518 amino acids. NCBI's taxonomy places the organism in Eukaryota, Metazoa, Arthropoda, Malacostraca, Decapoda, Palaemonidae. The record is from RefSeq and is a predicted model, not a curated record.
AUGGCUGAGAGAGGCAGUGCAGAAGAGAUGACUGGGAGGGAUGUCAUCAAUGGAAGUGACGUCACAAGUGGUGAUGAUGUCACGCCUUCCCCUUGGUCUGAAGGGGAAGCAGAUGCCACUGGUGGAGAGGCCAGAGGCUGCCCAUCCCAACCAAAGCAGAAGGAAGUGCUCCACCGGCAGAGGCCAGAGGCUGCCCAUUCCCGAACCCAAAUAAAAGCAGAAGAAGUGCCAAAACCAGCAGAGGCCAGAGGCUGCCCAUCCCAACCAAAGCAGGUGGAAGUGCUCACGGAAACAAGAGCAAGAGCCGAGCUGCCCAUCCCAACCAAAGCAGGUGGAAUGGCUCCACCGACGAGGCCGGAAGGCUGCCCAUCCCAACCCCCAAAGAAGGUCAAGUGCUCCACCGGACCAGAGGCCGGAGGCUUGCCCAUUCCCAACCAAAGGAAAGCAGGAAGGAAGUGCUCCACCGACAGAGGCCCAGUGGUAAAGUGCUCCACGCCACCAGAGGCCCGGAGGCUGCCCAUCCCACUAAAGGCCCAGGUGGAAGUGCUCCACCGCCAGAGGCCAAUUCUUCCCAUCCCAACCAAAGCAGGUGGAAUGCUCCACGACCAGGUGGCCAAAGAAGGUGUCCACCGGCAGAGGCCAGAUGCUGCCCAUCCCAACCAAAGCAGGUGGAAGUGCUCCACCGACAGAGGCCAGAGGCUGCCCAUCCCAACCAAAGCAGGAGGAAGUGCUCCCACCGCGAGGCCGGAGGCUGCCCAUCCCAACCAAAGCAGGAGGAAGUGCUCCACCGGCAGAGGCCAGAUGCUGCCCAUCCCAACCAAAGCAGGAGGAAGUGCUCCACCGACAGAGGCCGGAGGCUGCCCAUCCCAACCAAAGCAGGUGGAAGUGCUCCACCUAGCAGGCAGAUGCUGCAUCCCAACCAGCGGGGAAAGUGCCUUCCACCGCAGAGGCCAGAGGCUGCCCAUCCCAACCAAAGCAGGUGAAUUCUCCACCGACAGAGCCGGAGGCUGCCCAUACCCAACCAAAGCAUGUGGAAGUGCUCCACCGACGAGUCAGUAUGCUGCCCAUCCCAUCCAAAUGCAGGUGGAAGGCUCCACCGACAGAGGCCAGAUGCUGCCCAUACCACAACCAAAGGCAAGGUUGAAGUUCUCCAACGACAGAAGGCCAGAGGCCAGGCCCGAUCCAACACCAAAGCAGAGGAAGUGCUCGCACCAGGCCAGAGGCCCGGAGGCUGGCCAUUCCCAACAAAAUGCCAGGAGGAAGUGCUCCCAACCUAAGCAGAGUGGCCAGGGAUGCUGCCCAUUCCCAACCAAAGCAGGAGGAGUGUGCGCCACCGACCCAGAGGCCGGAAGGCUGUGCCCCAUCCAACCAAGGCCAGGAGGAAGUUGCUCCACUAGCAGAGGCCCAAUCUGCCCAGCCCAACCAAACCCAAGGUGCCAAAAGUGCUCCACCAGGCAGGGCCAUAAGGCUGCCCAUGCCCAACCAAAGCCCCCGGGUGGAAUUGGCUCCACCGGCAUAGGCCCAAGGAUGGCUGCUUCAUCCAACAAAGGCCCCUAG